Molecule: messenger RNA, 881 nt
Organism: Rhopilema esculentum
Lineage: Eukaryota; Metazoa; Cnidaria; Scyphozoa; Rhizostomeae; Rhizostomatidae
Product: small ribosomal subunit protein eS4
Biological process (GO): translation
Cellular component (GO): ribosome; cytosolic small ribosomal subunit
Molecular function (GO): RNA binding; structural constituent of ribosome
Source: RefSeq, a predicted model, not a curated record
CCGUUCCGCAAGCCUUUCCCAAACUAGCCAAAAUGCCUCGUGGACCAAAAAAGCAUCUCAAGCGGCUCCAUGCCCCAAAACAUUGGAUGUUGGACAAACUCAGUGGCUCUUUCGCACCACGCCCAUCUGCAGGACCCCACAAAUUGCGAGAAUGUCUUCCAUUGAUUAUUUUCUUGAGGAACAGAUUGAAGUAUGCCCUCAACGGUGUUGAAGUGAAGAAAAUUUUGAAGCAGCGACUCAUUAAAGUUGAUGGCAAAGUCAGAACUGAUGUCACUUAUCCUGCUGGUUUCAUGGAUGUUGUCACCAUUGAAAAGACAGGAGAAUGCUUUAGGCUUCUGUAUGAUGUGAAGGGUAGAUUCAUCUGCCACCCAAUUACACCAGAGGAGGCAACCUACAAACUUGCAAAGGUAAGAAAAGUUGCAGUUGGACAGCACUCAAUCCCAUACUGUGUCACCCAUGAUGCAAGAACCAUCCGUUAUCCAGACCCAGCCAUUAAGGCCAAUGACUCUGUUGUUAUUGACCUGAAAACUGGUAAGAUCACAGACUCCAUCAAGUUUGACACAGGAAACACUGUUAUGGUUAUUGGUGGACGUAACACAGGAAGAAUUGGCACCAUCACUCACAGAGAAAGGCAUGCAAGCUCUCAUGAUAUUGUCCAUGUUAAAGAUGGAACUGGCCAUGCAUUUGCCACUCGUUUGUCAAAUAUUUUUGUCAUUGGUCGUGGCACAAAGGCAAUGAUUUCCCUACCACGUGGAAAAGGUAUCAGGCUCUCUAUUGCAGAAGAAAGAGAUCGUCGUUUAGCUGAGAAAGCUAAAAUGAGCUAAAGACAAUAAAAAAUGUAAUGUAAUUGUUACCAAAUGCAAGAAAGUGAAUUUGCAUAA